Molecule: messenger RNA, 2766 nt
Organism: Girardinichthys multiradiatus
Lineage: Eukaryota; Metazoa; Chordata; Actinopteri; Cyprinodontiformes; Goodeidae
Gene: nfyc
Product: nuclear transcription factor Y, gamma
Exons: 11
Coding region: 533-1603 (356 amino acids)
Biological process (GO): regulation of DNA-templated transcription
Cellular component (GO): nucleus; CCAAT-binding factor complex
Molecular function (GO): DNA binding; protein heterodimerization activity; DNA-binding transcription activator activity, RNA polymerase II-specific
Source: RefSeq, a predicted model, not a curated record
CCGCUGUACUGUUUAACGUGCUGCUUUUCUGCUUUCUUCUCGGUCCUUUUUCUGGACCGAGCCGGGGGUCGGCUCAAAGACCAACACACGGGUCAGUGAGCAAAGUGUGUAAGGAAGAUUAACACGAACAAAGGCAGUGGAAAAGAGAGAUGGUCAGCAAGUUGAGAGGACUUUGUAAGAAGAGAAUUGGUCGAGAUGUUUAGAAGGACCUUGGGGACUGCUGAAGGAGACGGAGCAAUGUGUAAAAGAAAAGGGGGAGGGGUAGAAGACAUGCGGGGUAUCUUGCUCCUUACUCCGUGUCCGGGUUUAGAGCUUUUCAGAGCUGUCCCGUGGAGCCAGAGUGCCUUUUGUCUGCUGAUACGAUCAGGGAGCUGUAGGAAGUGGAGGAGCAUGAGAGAGUGUUUCUGUCAACCUCUGUGCUCAGUGCUGCUACCCUCAAGGAGACUUGAGCAGGGCUAUCUGUUUCCAUCUCUUCUGCUGCACUCCAACAGGCCAGACUGUUCUCCAUGAAGGGCACGGGGCCAAGUAGAAGAUGUCAGGAGAUGCAUUUGCAACUGGACCCUGCGAUGCCCAGCAGACGCUUCAGUCCUUCUGGCCUCGAGUCAUGGAGGAGAUCAGGAACCUGACCAUAAAGGAUUUCCGCGUGCAGGAGCUGCCCUUGGCUCGAAUCAAGAAAAUCAUGAAGCUGGAUGAGGAUGUCAAGAUGAUCAGCGCCGAAGCUCCGGUGUUGUUUGCCAAAGCCGCUCAGAUCUUUAUCACUGAGCUCACCCUGAGAGCGUGGAUCCACACCGAGGACAACAAGAGACGUACACUACAGCGGAAUGACAUCGCUAUGGCGAUAACAAAGUUUGACCAGUUUGACUUCCUGAUUGACAUUGUGCCCCGGGACGACCUAAAGCCUCCUAAACGACAGGAGGAGAUGCGUCAGUCAGUGGCUCCUGCAGAGCCGGUGCAGUACUACUUCACCUUGGCUCAACAGCCUGGAGCCGUGCAGGUGCAAGGCACGCAGCAGGGUCAGCAGGCCGGUGCACAGACAGCCACGACCAUCCAGCCCGGACAGAUUAUAAUCACACAGCCUCAGCAAGGACAGAUGUUGCAAGGUGCCACCAUGCAGCAGUUACAGCAAGUGCAGGUGCAAUCACAAGGCACACCCAUCACGAGCGCGCCCGUUGCCAUGCAGGUGGGUGAGGGCCAGCAGGUGCAGAUUGUUCAGGCUGCUGCAGCCCAGGGUCAAGCUCAGACAGCUCAGGCACAAGGCCAAACCAUGCAGGUCAUGCAGCAGAUCAUCACCAACACAGGAGAGAUUCAACAAAUCCCGGUGCAGCUAAAUACAGGCCAGUUACAGUACAUCCGUCUAGCCCAGCCUGUCUCUGGAGCACAGGUGGUCCAGGGACAGAUUCAAACACUGGCAAACACGCAGCAGAUCACACAGACUGAGGUGCAGCAAGGACAGCAGCAAUUCAACCAGUUCACUGAUGGACAGCAGCUGUAUCAGAUACAACAGGUGACCAUGCCAGCGGGACAGGAGCUGACCCAGCCGAUGUUCAUCCAGUCCACCAACCAGACAGCCGAUGCGCAGGUCACGCAGGUCAGCACCGACUGAGUCCGACCCAGAACCUUUCUCAGCAACACAUAACACGCAGACCAGCCCUUGUGACGCCAACAGAUGUCAUCAACUUCGCCAAGGGAUGCUCUGAUAUCUUGAUUUGAAAGCACCACCGAUUUGAAAUGAGGGACCUGAAAACUUGCAACAACGUGCAUAUUUUCUAAUAAAUUUAGCUCACAGGAUUGAAAACCAAAGGGACACUGUUAGACUCCAAUCAAAAAGUACAUUUUUUUUUUCAAACUUUUAGCAGUUUUCUUUUUAUACUUUUGUCUCUGACAUCACAUUGGUAAAAAAAAAUCUUCACAAUGGUGCUCCAGGUCCUCCUGAGGUUACUGUUGUGCAUUUUGAGUUUGCCAUGGUGUAACUUCAGAAUGGAAAAAGUGGCUAUGAAGGACAAGUAGAGUUAACAAACGCAUGCAUGUUGACAAGGUCCCAGUCGGUUUGUGCACACGGAAACAAUGCAGCAGCCUCAGUUUCAUUCUUCCUACCAUAACAUAUCCUGAUUAUAAAGAAACAGGAAAGCUUUUGUCUUUUUUCACCUUUUAUGUGGAAAUAAACUGGGAAAAAUCUCUGUAUUUGUAACAUAUGUUUGGUUAGUGGUAGCCUCCUUUCUCUCUGUGUUUAGUUGGAUAAAUUGAAGCCAUAUACCUCAGAUAAGGUGUAAUAAUUUCAUCUACUCUGUUGUUUUAUUUCCCACAUUGAUGAAGCAUGGGUUUCUUUUGUUUAGGCUUCAAACUGUAUAUGCGAGUAGUGUAUGUAUGCCCAGGUGAGUGUAUAUGAUUGUGUUGUGAGCAUCCACACUCGUCCUCAUCUGGUCUGUAGAGCAGAGAACCUCCACUCUGCCUUCUUUAUGCAUUUUUCCACAGUCCACUCUUCCCAGGAGGUUUUCCCUCUUUAGUCCUCUGCCCUGAUUGAUGUCUCAUGUACACACUCUAUCUGAAGCAAAUAAACCUUUUCAAUGUUUGCCCUUAACUUUCCCAUUAUCUGUUGUACAGUUUAAUUAUCAUUGUUCUUAUCCUUGUUGUUUUGCAUGUAGUUUAAAUUGCCAGCGUGCCAUGCAAUAGCUAGGUACAAUUACAUUUUGCAUUUUUAAUUUUUGUAAAACAAUUCUGUUUGUGGAAAACAAAAAAAACUAUUAAAAAAACAUAACUUGUGUAAAA